AUGAUCGUGCAGUUUCUGUUGGUAGUUGUAGUAUUUGCAGUUUGGAGGAAGUCAAAAAGGUAAUAAAAUCCCUUUGCUUUAUAAUCGAUUGUGUAGGAAAGCCAAGUCUGUGGCCUUCUUCCAUCCUAACUGUGCUGAUGGUGGAGGUGGAGAAGCUGUUUUGUGGACGGCAAUCGAUGAAUGCACUAAAAGAAGACCCGACUUGACAGUUUACAUCUACUCAUCUGUUGCUCAAACGUCAGAAUUACAGACAAAGAUUGAAAGGAGAUUUCAGUUCAACCUGCCAUGGGAGAUUAUUCAUUUUGUGCCGCUGAGGUAAUAUUUUUUUUUGUUUUGGGUAUUAAUUCAAUUAUUUUUAAUAGUUAAUUGACUUAAACUAUCUGUUUUUGUGUUUUCAGAACUCACAAACUACUACAUCCUUCAAGGUAUCCUUAUUUGACGUUGCUGUGUCAAUUUUUGGCCGGAUUUGUUGUUGGAGUUGAUGCUUUGUUGUUGUUGACACCUGAAGUGUUUAUUGAGACGACUGGAGUGCCAGGAUCGAUUUCUGUGUUUCGCUUACUUGGUGGAUGUUCUACAGUAGCUUACGUACAUUAUCCUAUUAUUACGAAAGGUGUGUUUCUUUAAAUAUAUAUUUUGUAUUUUAGGUAUGUAUAACGUGCUUAUCGUGAAAAGUUUCAGAUAUGAUAAAGAGAGUGUCGUCAAGACGGGAGAUGUACAACAAUUCGAGUUUUAUCACUAAGUCUAUUGUCUUAACCAAUCUGAAGUUGUGUUACUACUAUGUGUUCAGCUUUCUGUACUACUUGUGUGGAGCUUGUACUACGAAAGUUAUGGCUAAUGGAACGUAAGUUUAGACAAGCUUGAAAAGUGUUUUGACAAAUUAUUAUUUGUAUUAAAGAUUACAAUAAAAUUUAUAAAAGUUAAUUUUGUGUUUUGUAGAUGGACUAAAGAACACUUGGAAACUUUGUGGCCGGGCAGUGUGUCUAUCUGUUACCCGCCUGUGAAGAUCGAAGAUUUUACAAAAAACGGAAAUAAGGGCGAAAAGGAGCUGAAUGAGAAGAAGGUUUCGAUCGUGUCAUUGGGACAGAUCAGGCCAGAGAAGAACCAUGGAGAUCAGCUGAAGACAUUAGAGUUGUUAAAGAAGGAACUUCCUUACCACAAAGUUUGUCUCAAAAUAAUUGGAGCUGUCAGGGAUGAAAAUGAUCAGAGGUUGGCCGAUAAUCUACGACAAGUCGCUACAGGUCUAGAGCUGGAAGAAGGAAAAGACUUUGAGCUUGUUCACAAUGCUAACUUUAAUGACAUUUUGGAUAUUUUACAGGUGAUUAUGUCAUUAUGAUCUGAUGUUUACAUUCGGUCAUAUCGUUAAAUUGUAAAUCUGCAUAAAAUUGGAAUGUAUUUGAAGUUACCGCAUGAAAAGUAAACUAUUUCGUUUUUAGAACUCUGUAUGCGGUAUUCACACGAUGGUCGACGAACAUUUUGGGAUUGCGGUAGUGGAAAUGAUGGCAGCUGGGGUUUUGGUUGUAGCUCACAAAUCGGGUAUGUCAAUUUGAGUUUAUUGGCUGUAUUUAUUUUGUGUAUCUAGGCAAUUUUAGGUAAUAGUUAUUCUAGAAUCUGAAGUUUAUUGUUUGCAUAUUUCAAAUUACUGUAACUUUUCAGCUGGCCCUCUGAAAGACAUAAUUGGAGCCUCGCAACAGACAGUCGGCUUUCUGGCGGAAAAUGUGGAGGGUAAGAAGUGAUGUUAACACGGAAUUUACUAAUAAGUGGUUUUAGAUUACGUAAAUAAUAUCAGAACCAUAAUCGAAAGUGACAGAAGCGAGAGAGAGAAGAUUCGGGCGGAUGCUUUGAGAUGGACGACGGAACAGUUUGACGAAUCUAUAUUCCGAACUCAGUUUAUGUCCAAUAUUGGCUAA
Bursaphelenchus okinawaensis is the source of this 1907-nucleotide messenger RNA. NCBI's taxonomy places the organism in Eukaryota, Metazoa, Nematoda, Chromadorea, Rhabditida, Aphelenchoididae. The record is from the annotation of a GenBank genome assembly.